AUGUCGUUUAUUGUAUCACCAAUCAUUAACAAAGAGGAUGAAGAAUCCAAUACCAGUAUUAUUACUACAUCGCUACCAAUAGAAAACUCAAGUCUCGAUAAUUCUUCAUUUUCCGAAUCAUUAUCAUCAUCCAUCAAUCAAAAUAAUACAAUCAACACAUAUACACCACCAACGACUCGUCCGAAAACUGACUCACAAGAAACAAUACAAUCUUAUCUAAAUAAUGAUUCAUCAUUAUCAAAAAUUAAAGUCUCAACCUAUAAAUCCAAAAUUUCAACUGGCAGAAACGUUGCUUCUGAUCCCAAUUAUAGAUUAUCAGAUGCGGGUCAAAACUCAGAUACUGAUUCAGAUACAUCGAAAUCUUUAAAACGGAACGGAGCAGUUACUCCACCUGGAUUUUGGUUAAUUGAUAUAGAUGCACCUCCACGAACUCCCGAGCAAACGGCUCUUUUAGCUGCAAGCGAAGCAGAAGGUAGAAAACGCACUAACAAAGAGUGGAAAAAUAAUCAAACAAAGAAAAGAAUGUCGCCGAAGGGAAGUAGAAUUUAUGGAAGCCAUGUGACAAAAUGA
This is a messenger RNA of Ambispora gerdemannii, 570 nucleotides long. The record is from the annotation of a GenBank genome assembly. Lineage: Eukaryota; Fungi; Glomeromycota; Glomeromycetes; Archaeosporales; Ambisporaceae.